AUGCGCUACUACCACAUUAUACGAAAUCUAUGCACCCCCUUUCGCUCACAUUCACCCCCCAAAUUCAAUCCUCAUUCUUCUUCUUUUACAUCAUCUUCUUCCACCCAUUCUAUCCUCACAAGCCUUAACCUUCAACAAAACCCUGAUUCAGAUGAAAAUUAUGAAGGGGUUUUUCAGCAGAUUUCUUCUGUUUUCUACGGUGGUCAGUCAGUCCAGGGAGCUUAUUCUGAAGAAAUUGAUGCCACAAAUGAGUUUGAAAAAAUAAUAAAUAUAUCGCAGUUGCCAAACUCACCUCAAAGCAAUAUAGCAUUGCGAAGGAAAGAGGCUUCUCGUGAAAAGAAAAGAAAAUGCAUAUUCAAUACUAAUCAAGAACAACGUUUCUGCCGCAUAAUUGAAAGUUGUGGGAAGAUACUAGGAAUUGAGGCUACCCUUGAGUUGUUUGAUAAAGUUGAACGACCACCAGGUGUGAUAGGAUACAAUGCAUUGAUAAAAAUAUGCAUAGGUAAAGCUAGGGAAGCCGAGAAUGAAGACAUUGCAAUUGAAGAGAUGGGGAAGGUUUUUCACCUUUUCGAAUUAAUGAGGGAACAAGGUUAUCAAAGAUAA
Messenger RNA from Vicia faba (fava bean), 603 nucleotides. The record is from the annotation of a GenBank genome assembly. NCBI's taxonomy places the organism in Eukaryota, Viridiplantae, Streptophyta, Magnoliopsida, Fabales, Fabaceae.